Oppiella nova is the source of this 543-nucleotide messenger RNA. The record is from the annotation of a GenBank genome assembly. NCBI's taxonomy places the organism in Eukaryota, Metazoa, Arthropoda, Arachnida, Sarcoptiformes, Oppiidae.
AUGACAGACAAAGACAUUUACGACGAGAGAUACUUUCCUCCGAGUCUUCGGACAGCCGGUCAGUCGACGUAUAAAUUCAAGCAAUACUUCCACGAAAGCCAUUAUCAGAGGAAACCACAGAUCGAUAGCAGUCUGAACGCUGCAACCAAAGUGUGGACGACUACCUGUCAUAUGAUUGAACCCAAAGAAGUGGUGUUCACGGCAUCCAAACCCAGGAAGAAGGACUCGGAGGCCAUUGCUAUGGGAAAGGCAUUGAUGUGGUUGAGAGACAAUGACUUCGUUGACAAUGGUUUCAAUGCAAUCAAAUUGACAAACAAACAAAUUCAAGACUUUUAUGACUCGACUAAUGGUCCGAUUAGUAUCAAACCAAUUAGUGGUGGUCUUAAGGAUGAGAUGAAGAAGUUCUGCAACUCUUUUGACGCGAAAUUAAAGGAUAAAAUUGUUGACAUUUGUCGCGCGUUUCGACAAAAAGAAUUUGCUUUCAAUAGUUGUGACGAAAUCUCGACUGAAGAUGAAGUGAAAGAGCCCUCGACUUAUGGAUCA